Gracilinanus agilis (Agile Gracile Mouse Opossum) is the source of this 1204-nucleotide messenger RNA. RefSeq names its product myomesin-1-like. The transcript is spliced from 2 exons. The record is from RefSeq and is a predicted model, not a curated record. Lineage: Eukaryota; Metazoa; Chordata; Mammalia; Didelphimorphia; Didelphidae. The annotation marks the transcript as partial.
CCAAGUACAUGUCAAUGGAAUUACUGAUACAGAAGAGGAAAGAAUUAAAGAAGCUGCAGCCUAUGUUGCCAGAAGAAAUCUUAUGGCCACUGGUGAAGGUAUCACCACCACCAAGCAGUCCACAGUGUCCUCUCAGCAAGAGGAGCUUUUUGAGAAGAAAUCAAGAAAAGUGGCCAUACGGGAGAAGGCAGACCGCCUAGUACUAAGGAAAACAUUAGAAGAGACUGAGGAAUUUCAUAGAAAGUUGAAUGAAGAUAGCCUUCUUCAUGCUCCUGAAUUUGUCAUCAAGCCUCGUUCCCAUACUGUCUGGGAGAAACAGAAUGUCAGAUUACACUGCUCUGUGUCAGGCUGGCCAGAACCACGGCUUACAUGGUAGGUUGUACCUUUAUAAGAAUUAUUGAUAGAAACAAUAUACAUGAAUUCUGAUUUAGCUGUUACCACCAAUGGACUUGAUUUGGACUACCAGUAUAUAAAAAUCAAUGAAGAUGGUUUCUAGUUUGGAGGAUUGUCAGGAGGGAUUAUGAUGCUGGACUCUGUACUUUAUGCAGGGGAAAGAGGAUGCUUUUCUAAAGGAUGACUUUACUGUUUCUUCCUCUUAUAUACAGUAUUAAAAGUUAGUCACCUCUUUAAAAAAAGUCAAAAUCUAUGACCACAACCAGAAUAGGAGAGAACCUGAGAACUUUAAUAAAAUCCCUUCACCCUUUCACGCCAAGGUUUGCAAAUUCAGAAUCCUUUGUAUCAGAAGCUAUGCUCUACUGUUUUUCUUUUUUUUUUUUUAAUGUAAAUCAUAAAAAAAGGAUAGCUACUACUACUGUGUGCCAACUCUGAUCUCAUUGCACCUUCUCAUAUGCAACAGAAGAUAAUUAGGUUUGAAAAUGUCACUUGUUAUAGAGGAUAGCAACAUUAUCUUUUUUGCCCCCAACAAAAGAGAAAAAAAGGUGUUUGUUUUUUUCCUUAGCAUAAGUGUUUCUGUAGUUGUCUAAUGUCUUCUAAGCCCUAGAUUGCAAAAUGACCUACAACAGGCACUGGGGCUCUGGGCACAGACCCUGGAAAAAAUUAAGACAAUUAAAAAAGAAGCUUUUUCUUUCUGAUCCCUUGACACUGGUGACAUGUGUAUUUUGUGUGGUGUUUCCCUUAUCCUCACAUGUGGUGUGGAGAACAAUGCAUGCGGAAAGAAUAAAAGAAAAAUGAAAGUGAAUAUUCA